Molecule: messenger RNA, 1671 nt
Organism: Closterium sp. Naga37s-1
Lineage: Eukaryota; Viridiplantae; Streptophyta; Zygnematophyceae; Desmidiales; Closteriaceae
Source: the annotation of a GenBank genome assembly
AUGGCGCUGCCAAGACGGAGGUGCUUGCCGCCUUCCAUGUGGAAAGGGCAGCGUCGCAGGGAGGAUCUGGCAGUUCACGAUUCCCACGUCAGCAGCAGCGUGUGCACGGCGCGUGCCCCGCGGCUCGCCACUUGGACGUCGCGCGUGCACCGGCCAUCCAACCUCUUCACCGCAUUCCACGCUGUCUCGCUCUUUGCACCACCCACGCUAGCUGCUGGCGGUGAUGUUGGUGGUAGUGUUGCUAUUGGUGAGGGUAGUGGCGGCGCUGCUGCUGCUGGUGUUGUGCGUGUCGCGUUGGCCGCGGGGAGGGGACAGUGGGGGGGAGCUCGCAGUGGUCGUUUUCCGCCUGCUGCCAUCGCACAGGAUCGCCCACAGCAGCCAACCCCACAAGGGCAGAGCAUGUGGCACAUUUUGGAGCAGGCGCAGGGAGUGGUGAGAGAAGCAGAUGGAAGCUGCACAGGGUCAGCGGGGGAGAUUGCUUUCGCAGAGCUGAUGCGAAUGGCGCAGGAGGAGCGGGGUGCGGUGAUGAGAGCGGGAGUGUGUGGUGGAGACGCAUGGGCGGAAGUGGUGGAGGUGGAUUCGCAGCUGACGGCGCGUUCCCGUCCGUUCCCCCGCGCCCGUCUCACUCCGUCAGCGCAACCCACCAACGACUACACAUCCCUACCUUGGUCGCCUCUUCCGCACUCUGUACACAUCUGUCCUCCUCCCUCUGCUGCUUAUGUCUCCUUCCUCCCCUGCUUCUCUGUUCCCCUCCCUCCCCUGGUUGUGGUAUUGCCGUAUACAUACAGCAUGAGCCACCAGCUCCUGCACUGCAGCCCGCCUGCUCUCCUGCUCCUUCGUUACCCUUUCAAUUUCCACAUCAGCCCUUCAUCACGCCAUGGCUCUCGGAUUACGCGCGUUGGCACUGACAGCGUGUUGGUGGCCACGUGGCAUCACCUGCCAGAGACGCCCAGGCAGGAAGAGCAGCUGAGGCGAGGCAAGGAGGUAGAAGAGGCAAGCGGCGACGCCAGGAGCAUCCUGGCGAAGAUGAGCCACGAGAUCCGACCGGAUGGAGUUGCUGAAGCGGGAGGAGCAGCUAAGGUGAGGCAAGGAGGCAGCAGAGGUGGUAAGCGAGGCCAAGAGGAUCGUGCCAAGCGAGGCCACGGGUUCCGCAUUUCCUUAAAAUGCGUGCUAGCAGUACGCUCCAACCUACUUCCCUCUCUCCCUCGCAAACCCUUCCCUUUGCUGCACAGGCAGCACCUUGCCUCGGCUGCACGAGUUGUGAGAAGCCAACGCAUGUCUAUGACACACAGGAGCCAAGGGCUGCUGCAGCAGCCCCUUCUUGCCAUUCACUCCUUUGAUGAUCCAAGCGUCCCUCCCCAUCUCAUCUCCUCCUCUGCUUAUCUUCACCUUCCGAUCUCCUCCCCCAUCAUACCAACCAAGCAGCGGAUUACAGCCAUUGCACCUUCGGAUAACCCGCUCCCUCCAUCCCACAUCGGCUACACCAGGACAACCUGCUCUCCCUCAAGUUCCCUCUCAAUGCCUCAUUCGCCCUCAAGCAUAACACUUGACCCAUCUGAGCCCUCCACGCCGGCUGCUGCCACUGCUGCUACAACAGCCGCUACAACAGCCGAGCCCUCCACGCCGGCUGUUGUAGCAGCAGCGGCAGCAGCGGUGACGAGAAAGGCAUAA